UUGUGUUUGUUCAGUGUUGGCUUAGUAAGCCUACCAGAAAAAAUAGGUGUUAGCCAAUGGUGAGAUGCGAAUAUAGGGGCAUUUAGUAGCACGGAAAUGUUGAUCCAUUAUCAAAAAUAAAUCUGUUUUCUUGAGUUAUUAAUUUAAUAAGAAAUAGGUCCAAGUUACAGGAGAACACCUCCGUCACUCAGCCGGCUUGUGUGCGUGGGUAUUGGUGCGUGCAUCAGCGCGCUGCAAGUUCCUUGCCUUCAAGGGAGAACUAACUUCCCCUGGAUGUCGAAAUUUCAUUUAUACUCGUAUCCUUGUGAUUGGUCGGGGAUAGUUUCCGCGUAGACACGGUCCGGAACGUACAACGCGUCAUCACUCAUUUACCGCGCUCUCUCUGUCGGCUUUAAUUCAUAUCGUCAUUGCAGAAGGUAAAGGUGUCUGCAGAAACCGUCCAACAUGGCAGGGUACAUUAGAUGUCUGGCCUCCGUCUCCAGAGCUGCGACCACGACUUCUCUGCGCAGCAGAAGUCCUGCUGUGCUGCUGGCGUCUACAGGGACCAGCAAUCAAAACCGGCGGCAGAACCGAAACUAUGCCACCAAGCGUAUCAUGGUGAACAGCCCUGUGGUGGAGAUGGACGGAGACGAAAUGACCCGCAUCAUCUGGGAGUUCAUCAAAGAGAAGCUCAUCCUAUCAAAUGUGGAGGUGGAGCUCAAGUACUUUGACCUGGGUCUGCCCUACCGCGACCAGACCGGGGACCAGGUGACCGUGGACUCUGCCCUGGCCACCAUGAAGUACAACGUGGCGAUCAAAUGUGCGACCAUCACCCCUGACGAGGCCAGGGUGGAGGAGUUCAAGCUGAAGAAGAUGUGGAAGAGCCCAAACGGAACCAUCCGGAACAUCCUGGGCGGCACGGUGUUCCGCGAGCCAAUCAUCUGCAAGAACAUCCCCCGUCUGGUUCCUGGUUGGACGCAACCAAUCACCAUUGGCAGACACGCGUUUGGUGAUCAGUACAAGGCCACGGACUUCGUCAUUGACAAGCCCGGCAAGUUCAAGAUGAUUUUCAGCCCAGCGGAUGGAGGGAAGGAGAAGGAGUGGGAGGUGUACGACUUCCCCUCUGGAGGCUGUGGAAUGGGAAUGUACAACACUGACGAGUCCAUCACUGGGUUCGCUCACAGCUGCUUCCAGUACGCCAUCCAGAAGAAGUGGCCCCUCUACAUGAGCACCAAGAACACCAUCCUGAAGGCCUACGACGGCCGCUUCAAAGACAUCUUCCAGGUGGUCUUCGAGAAUAACUACAAGACAGAGUUUGACGGGCUGAAGAUCUGGUACGAGCAUCGGCUCAUCGACGACAUGGUGGCCCAGAUGCUGAAGUCAUCCGGGGGCUUCGUCUGGGCCUGCAAGAACUACGACGGAGACGUGCAGUCGGACAUCUUGGCUCAGGGCUUCGGCUCUCUGGGUCUGAUGUCGUCGGUGCUGGUGUGUCCCGAUGGGAAGACCAUCGAGGCCGAGGCAGCUCACGGCACCGUGACCAGACACUACCGAGAACAUCAGCUGGGCAAACCAACGAGCACCAACCCCAUCGCCAGCAUAUUCGCCUGGACCCGAGGACUGGAGCACAGAGGCAAACUGGACGGAAACCAAGAUUUGAUCAAGUUCUGUCAGACUCUGGAGAGGGUCUGUGUGGAGACUGUGGAGAGAGGCGUGAUGACCAAGGACCUGGCCGGUUGCAUCCAUGGUUUGGCCAACUGCAAGUUGAACCAACACUACGUGACCACCUCAGACUUCCUGGACGCCAUCAGGACCCACCUGGACAAGGCUCUGGGGAAGUGAGGCACCGAAGAGCCCAACUCAGACAGACUACUCCUUUUGUAACUUUUUAAGGCCCUCGUUUGGGUUGGCCCUUUCUCGCCAAUUUUACAAAGGAAAACACUACGACAAGUGCCAUGUUAAGGUUGUUUCACACUACAGCUCAAGCUGAGAGCGCAUCCCUUUUCGACCCAUUUUAAUCAGUGAGCCCAAGCACACCUGUUUGGAGUGGAGGUGUACUGCAGAGUGGAGCGGGUAUUUUGAUCCGGACUGGAUCAGCUGAUCAAUGGAAAUGGUCUAGAUGGCAGGUCCACGUGGGUAUGCCGGCAGUGGGUAGACAAGUGCUACCGCUCUACGCUUGAGUUGUGGUGUGCAGCGGACUUUAGCACAUUGUCAUGUGAUAUCUGUGCCCCUCCUCCAAUUGCCCUACCUGCCAUACCCAAUUGCCUUUGUAUUACACUGCCCCUUUGCAUCUGUGUACAACGUAUUGCUACACAUUGGACUGCUUUUCCACAUCGACCAGUCUGAAAAAAUAAGUAUAAGGUCAUUUUUACGAUCCUAAUUUGUUAUAACGAUGACAGAUUGUGUUUUUAUAAUGGUACCGUCAAUCUUAGUGUCUGUAAUUUAAACUACCUGUAUUCUAUAUUCUACCAAUACAUUUUUUUCUUGAUAAGCCCAAUGAAAACAUUAAUGUGCAUAA
Messenger RNA from Gadus macrocephalus (Pacific cod), 2494 nucleotides. Its product is annotated as isocitrate dehydrogenase [NADP], mitochondrial-like. Gene Ontology annotation, molecular function: NAD binding; isocitrate dehydrogenase (NADP+) activity; magnesium ion binding. The record is from RefSeq and is a predicted model, not a curated record. Gene Ontology annotation, biological process: isocitrate metabolic process. Lineage: Eukaryota; Metazoa; Chordata; Actinopteri; Gadiformes; Gadidae. The coding region runs from base 445 to 1818 and encodes 457 amino acids. The transcript has 11 exons. Gene Ontology annotation, cellular component: mitochondrion.